This is a messenger RNA of Leptidea sinapis, 1134 nucleotides long. RefSeq names its product ribosomal RNA small subunit methyltransferase NEP1 (gene Nep1). Gene Ontology annotation, molecular function: rRNA binding; rRNA (pseudouridine) methyltransferase activity. The transcript has 3 exons. The record is from RefSeq and is a predicted model, not a curated record. Bases 199 to 909 code for a protein of 236 amino acids. NCBI's taxonomy places the organism in Eukaryota, Metazoa, Arthropoda, Insecta, Lepidoptera, Pieridae. Gene Ontology annotation, cellular component: nucleolus; small-subunit processome. Gene Ontology annotation, biological process: rRNA base methylation.
UGAGUCUUAUCAAAUAAAUAUUUCACUGUAUUGGUGAUUUUAGGAGUCAAUAAAUUAACCUUUUGAAAGAGGAGUUUACGGCUUAGAUAAUUACAAAUUAAAUGUUAAACUUCACUAAUUUAACAGGAUAUUGUGUUAUUCAUAAAUUGUUAUUUAUUGUGAUAAGAGAAAUAUUUUAGAUCUUGAGAUAGAUUUAAAAUGGGUAAGAAAAGAAAAUUGGGAGAGAGUUCGAAUGACUUUGAAUACGAUCCUAUCCCUCGGCAUUUAGUUACAUCUCAUAUUAAAAAACAAGAGAAACGUUUAGUUGUUAUAUUGGAAAAAGCACAGUUAGAAACUGUUAAGAAUGGAAAUAAUUUUGAGCUAUUAAACUGUGAUGAUCAUGGGCAUAUUCUUAAGAAGAACGACCGAGACCUUGGAUCAUGUAGGCCAGAUAUAACACACCAAUCAUUAUUAAUGUUAAUGGACUCUCCGUUAAACAGAGCAGGACUAUUGCAAGUUUAUAUUCAUACAGAAAAGAAUGUUUUAAUUGAAAUUAAUCCACAAACAAGGAUACCAAGGACAUUUAAAAGAUUUGCUGGUCUUAUGGUUCAACUCCUACACAAAUUUUCAAUAAGAGCAUCAGAUGGACCAAUGAAGCUACUCAAAGUUAUCAAGAAUCCUGUGACUUCACACUUACCAGUUGGUGUUAAGAAAAUAACAAUGUCAUUUAGUUCAAAGGUUGUACAGAAUUGCCGUGAACUUGUACCCAAAGAUGAACCAAUUGUGAUGAUAGUUGGAGCAAUGGCCCAUGGUAAAAUUGAGGUAGAUUAUUCUGAAGACACAAUAUCAAUCAGCAACUACCCCCUGUCUGCCGCAUUGACCUGUGCUAAACUGUGUUCGGCAUUUGAAGAAGUCUGGAAUGUUGUUUAAAGUAGUGAUUGAUAAAUAGUUGGCCUAAUGGAAAUGUCAAUGUAUUUCAAGAUAUCACGGACUGUUGUAAUUAUUUAUGACUGACUGAUAAAUGAAUGAUUGUUAGAUUGAUGAAACUGAAAGUCAACUACUAACACAUUAGAUAUACUAAGUGACCAAGUUAAAUUAAACUGUUUGUUUUUUAUUGUGAAAUAAUGUAUCAACAAUACAAGCUAAAACAUUUUA